Aspergillus homomorphus CBS 101889 is the source of this 1671-nucleotide messenger RNA. Its product is annotated as NAD(P)/FAD-dependent oxidoreductase. The transcript has 2 exons. Gene Ontology annotation, cellular component: cytoplasm; late endosome. Gene Ontology annotation, biological process: retrograde transport, endosome to Golgi. The record is from RefSeq and is a predicted model, not a curated record. Gene Ontology annotation, molecular function: oxidoreductase activity. NCBI's taxonomy places the organism in Eukaryota, Fungi, Ascomycota, Eurotiomycetes, Eurotiales, Aspergillaceae. Bases 342 to 1610 code for a protein of 422 amino acids.
GUGAAGCCGAACUCGGGGAAGCCUCACGCUGAUAGUGUUGCACCACCUGACUUGGGCUCAUCAUUGGUUGUGGCAACAGCUCAUCAUAUUCGUAUACCGGGCCGGUUCCUGGUGAGCAGCCGGUCUGGUAUCUGAUAAGGCCAUUCCGCUGCAAUAAGUCAUUCAAAGGGCGUGGUCUAAAGCCGAUUGUCAAACGGUCUGGUCUAGAUCUACCCCGCCAUAUUUAUAUUCUCCUUAAAGCGGCCAAUUCCCUGGGGAAGAAUUAUCUAGUCACUACUUGACUCAGAUCAAAUCAUAAGCCCAUUGAAGCCUCAUACAAAAAUCGUAUAUCGCCCUCCACAAUGGCAACAGUUAUCCUCGGAGGAGGAAUCAUUGGAACCUCAAUCGCCUAUUAUCUCUCCGAAAGUCAACCUGCAGAGAACAUUCAUGUUGUUGAUUCCUCUUCCAAGCUCUUUUGCUCCGCUUCUGGUUAUGCUGCUGGCUUCAUGGCCAGGGACUGGUUCGCCCCUUCGUUAGCACCAUUAGGCGACCUCUCCUUCAGACUGCACGAGACUCUUGCUGCUGAGAAUGGCGGUGCAGAGAAAUGGGGAUAUAUGAAAGGCAGUGCACUAAGCCUGGGUGUUGCGAAAAAGAAGGGCGGGAAACGUGGUGAUGAUUGGCUUCGCACGGGUACCAGUCGGGCGGAAACCGCAGCGGGAUCGGAGCAGAGCAUUUCGGAACCACCUUCGUGGUUGACAAGGCAGCAUGGGGCAGAGGUGGAGAAAAUUAGUGAAGAUGAUGAUACUGCACAGGUUGAUCCUUUGAGAUUGUGCAGCUUUCUUUUGGAUGCAUGUAUGGAGCGAGGCGUGAAGAUCCACAAUCCUGCGAAAGCCACAUCUCUUGCGCCGGGAGAAAAUGGCGCUGUCACGGGGGUCAAGAUUGAGAAUCUCGAAACGAAAGCUGAAACUAUAAUCGCUUGCUCGAACCUCAUAAUCUGCGCUGGACCGUGGACUCAGCGGGUUAUCCAAGAGUUAUUCCCUAUAGCUAAAGUUUCGCUCCCUAUCUACUCCCUGGCCGGCUACUCUCUUGUCCUACGCUCCCCACGUUAUACCGUGGAGCACGAGCAAACGACAUACAAGGGUCGCAGCCAAGCUCUAUUCACGACAUAUCCUCCAUCCUGCGGCUUCUGCCCGGAAUUGUUCUCGCGACAGGGAGCCGAGGUCUACAUCGCAGGCUUAAAUACAACGCAGAUUCCACUUCCGGAACGAGCAGAUGAUUACCACAAGUCGAUGGAGCAGAAGGAGAUGGACAGGCUUAAAGCAGUUUCUGUCCGUCUUCUCGGAAAGCUUGCGGAGGGCAGCUCUGAGGCCACAGACGAAAUCACGAACAUCGACGACUUGGAAGUCCUCCGUGAAGGGCUAUGUUUCCGACCUGCUUCGGAGCGUGGGACUCCAUUCGUUGGGAAGAUUGAAGAUGAUCUGUUGGGAGGAGUUAAAGCCGCCGGGGGUGUAUACGUUGCGGCGGGCCAUGGUCCUUGGGGCAUUUCGCUCAGUCUGGGCACCGGCAAGGUCAUUGCCGAGAUGGUGAGAGGCGUUACGCCCUCAGCAGAUGUAAGCGGGCUGGGUGUGUAGAUUAGACAGACAGGCCGAGCUACUGUGCUUGCCACAGUUAAUAAUAGCAUGUACUAGUUAC